Molecule: messenger RNA, 2721 nt
Organism: Chelmon rostratus (copperband butterflyfish)
Lineage: Eukaryota; Metazoa; Chordata; Actinopteri; Chaetodontiformes; Chaetodontidae
Gene: pabpc4
Product: poly(A) binding protein, cytoplasmic 4 (inducible form)
Exons: 15
Coding region: 425-2308 (627 amino acids)
Cellular component (GO): ribonucleoprotein complex
Molecular function (GO): RNA binding
Source: RefSeq, a predicted model, not a curated record
CAAAACAACCGUGAGUGUCUAACUCACUGUUCCUGAAAAACUUAAAAAUAAUAUAAAAAAUAUAAAAUCUACAAAAUCUUCAUAAAAACAAGUACCUUAAUACUUAAAGAAAGAACAAACGUUUAAAAAAAUCGCAAAAAAAAUUUAAGAAUAAAAAAACAUAAACAAGAGGCCUCGGGCUUAACCCGAAGUUGGCAUCUUUUUAAAGGAAGACAUCGAUUUGUGUCGUGAUUUCUCCAGGUUUGACAUUUCCUCUGCACGCUGGACCGGACAGCCAGCUGUCAGUGUCUGUAUCAGGCGAGAAUUGAAGCGCAGCUUGGCCCCGGGAUACACUUCAUACCGGCAUUUUUUGUUUUAUUUUUAUUUUUCUGACGUUUUUUGAAGCAAGCUUUGCAUUCACUUAUUUCGUGAAGUCCGCCGAGAUAUGAACACAGCGACGGGGAGUUAUCCGAUGGCUUCUCUCUACGUUGGCGACCUGCACCCCGACAUCACGGAGGCUAUGCUGUAUGAGAAAUUCAGCCCAGCCGGACCGGUGCUCUCCAUUCGGGUAUGCAGAGACAUGAUCACCCGGCGAUCUUUGGGAUACGCUUAUGUGAACUUCUCGCAGCCUGCAGACGCUGAGAGAGCCCUGGACACGAUGAACUUUGACGUGGUCAAAGGGAAGCCAAUCAGAAUCAUGUGGUCCCAGAGAGACCCCUCCCUCAGGAAGUCUGGAGUGGGCAACGUGUUCAUCAAGAACCUUGACAAGUCCAUUGACAACAAAGCCCUGUACGACACCUUCUCUGCCUUUGGCAACAUCCUCUCCUGCAAGGUGGUGUGUGAUGAAAAUGGCUCCAAGGGCUAUGCUUUUGUCCACUUCGAGACCCAGGAUGCCGCUGAUCGCGCUAUUGAGAAGAUGAACGGCAUGCUUCUGAAUGACCGCAAGGUGUUUGUGGGUCGUUUCAAAUCUCGGAAGGAACGGGAGGCUGAACUUGGUGCCAAAGCCAAAGAGUUUACCAAUGUCUACAUCAAGAACUUUGGGGAUGAUAUGGAUGAUGAGCGCCUGAAGGAGCUUUUCGACAAAUAUGGUAAAACACUCAGCGUGAAGGUGAUGACAGACCCCACCGGCAAAUCCAGAGGCUUUGGAUUUGUUAGUUAUGAGAAACAUGAGGAUGCUAACAAGGCUGUAGAGGACAUGAACGGCACCGAACUCAACGGCAAGACCGUGUUUGUGGGUCGGGCUCAGAAGAAGAUGGAGCGACAGGCGGAGCUGAAGAGGAAGUUUGAGCUGCUGAAACAAGAGAGAAUCAGUCGUUAUCAGGGUGUUAAUCUCUACAUUAAGAACCUGGAUGACACCAUAGACGAUGAGAAACUGCGUAAGGAGUUCUCUCCAUUUGGGUCUAUUACAAGUGCUAAGGUAAUGCUGGAGGAGGGUCGCUCCAAGGGCUUUGGCUUUGUCUGCUUCUCCUCCCCCGAAGAGGCCACCAAGGCUGUGACUGAGAUGAACGGCCGUAUCGUUGGCUCCAAACCCCUCUACGUGGCUCUCGCUCAGCGCAAGGAGGAACGCAAAGCCCACCUCACCAACCAGUACAUGCAGCGUAUUGCUGGCAUGAGGGCCAUGCCUGCUAACGCCAUCAUUAAUCAGUUCCAGCCCACCAGUGGCUACUUCAUGCCAGCUGUACCACAGGCCCAGAAUAGGACUACAUACUAUGCACCCAAUCAGCUGGCCCAAAUGCGACCCAACCCCCGAUGGCAGCAACAAGGUGGCAGAGGUCAAGGUGGUUUCCAGGGGAUACCCAGCUCGCUGCGUCAGCCAGGACCCCGUGCCAACCUGAGACACAUGACUCCUAACAGCGGCGCACAGGGCCCACGGGCUUCUGGCCAGGCCAUGGCACCUCGUCCCUCAAUGGGAGUCCCCGGGCCCCGUGCCAUGCCUCCAUACAAAUAUGCCACUGGUGUCCGUAACCCCAACCCCCAGGUGGUGCAACCUAUUGCCUUACAGCAGGCUCAGCCAGCUGUGCACGUUCAGGGCCAGGAGCCUCUCACAGCCUCCAUGCUGGCUGCCGCGCCCCCUCAGGAGCAGAAACAGAUGCUAGGUGAGCGUCUUUUCCCACUGAUUCAGUCCAUGCAUGCCAACCUGGCAGGAAAGAUCACUGGCAUGCUGCUGGAGAUCGACAACUCUGAACUUCUACAUAUGCUGGAGUCUCACGAAUCUCUGCGUUCAAAGGUGGAAGAAGCCGUCGCUGUGCUACAAGCCCAUCAGGCAAAGAAAGAUGCCACUCAGAAAGUGGGCAGCAUGGCCACUACUGCUGCUGCUGCCACAUCCUGAAGACCGCGCGCUGUGUUAAAGUGGGCACAGAAAACUGAGCAGAGAUGGGGAGAGACUCGCUACACCGACUCCAAACACCAGACUCCUCUCAACAAUUAUGCAAAAAUUAAGAAAAGGAAAAGAAAAUGUAAUUUUACCGACGUACUUGAACAUUUUGAAAAAUGUUACAGUUCAUAAUUUUCUAGAGCUGUAAUACUUUUAAAGUGCAUACCAAAAGCAAUAAUGCAAAUAAAUCUUGAAUGGAGGCCCUUAACUUUGUGGCAAAGGAGAGAAAACCUUUUUUCUAAAAGGAAAAUGAGCCUUGUUCUUCUUCUUUUUUUUGCUUGGAAGUUUUAUGUUUGAUUUGAAAUGAUGGACUCCUCCAUCCUAUCAUGUUAUCAUGGGUGUGUGGUAUUCUCAAUAAAGGGAUGAUA